AUGGGCUCGAUAUUAACCACGUACGCUAAUUCUAAUGCAAGAUUAAACGGAAAAACGGCUGUAAUUACAGGAGGCAACGGUGGCAUUGGAAAAGUUACAGCGAAAGAUUUCUUUGAAAGAGGCGCAAGAGUUAUAAUAGCUUGCCGUAAUCUGAGUAAAGGCCAGGAGGCGGUAGAUGACAUCAAAAGCCAAUGCAAAGACAAAAAAAAUCUCGGCGAAUUGCAGAUAGUGGAACUUGAUUUAUCAAGUUUGAAGUCCGUGCGAAAGUGCGCAAAAGAAUUACUCGAUACCGAAGGUCAAAUAAAUCUUCUAAUUAACAACGCCGGUAUAAUGAUGUUACCAGAACUGACGAAGUCCGAGGACGGAUAUGAAAUGCAAUUUGCGACUAAUCAUUUAGGGCACUUUUUGCUCACGAUGCUAUUGAUGCCGAAAAUUAUGCAAAGCACUCCAGCUAGGAUCGUCAAUGUUUCUUCGUUAAUGCAUCACUUUGCAUGUUCUCUUGAUAUGGACGAUUUGAAUUUUGAAAAGUCAAAAUACGGCCCGACCGCAGCUUAUAACCGAAGUAAAUUAUCCAACGUUUUAUUUUCCAAAGAACUAGCUCGACAACUAGAAGAACAUAACGUGCAAGGGAUAAACGUCUACUCGUUACAUCCAGGUGCGAUAAAUUCGAAUCUCCAGCAACACGUGUCAGGGGUCUUCAUGGAUUUUUCGAAAAAGUUUUUUUUCAAAUCGGUCGAACAAGGCGCCCAAACGACGAUUUAUUGUGCGACGCACGAAAAUUGCGCCGACGAAACGGGACGAUACUAUGCCGAGUGCAAGCCCACCUGGUCAUCGAAGACAUCGAAUGAUCUAGAACUGGCGAAGAAUCUGUGGAAAACCAGUUUGAAAAUGUGCGGGUUACAGGAAGAUUACAAUCCAUUCGAAAGCCAUUUGUGA
Phyllotreta striolata is the source of this 936-nucleotide messenger RNA. NCBI's taxonomy places the organism in Eukaryota, Metazoa, Arthropoda, Insecta, Coleoptera, Chrysomelidae. The record is from the annotation of a GenBank genome assembly.